Strongylocentrotus purpuratus (purple sea urchin) is the source of this 5475-nucleotide messenger RNA. RefSeq lists its product as uncharacterized. The coding region runs from base 555 to 2108 and encodes 517 amino acids. Lineage: Eukaryota; Metazoa; Echinodermata; Echinoidea; Camarodonta; Strongylocentrotidae. The transcript has 5 exons. Gene Ontology annotation, cellular component: SCF ubiquitin ligase complex. The record is from RefSeq and is a predicted model, not a curated record. Gene Ontology annotation, biological process: SCF-dependent proteasomal ubiquitin-dependent protein catabolic process.
UGUGUGUAUGGGGGAUUCGUGUGCAAGCCAUGCAUAAUGCGUGUCGUGAACACAUCCACGAUACUAGUACGUCACAUAUGGAGAAAAGUAAUGUACAUCAUCCUAAAAAAUAUAGUUCAGUCAUUAUCGUGUAUUUUAAUUAAGUUUAGAUAUAAAUUACAUAGAUUUUUAUCUGUGAUAAUCCAACAUAUAUAUAAUAAUUUCAAAUUUGUGCCUGCUUUGCUACAUACACAAAUAUAGAAAUGCUGCGGAAGGAUAUGUUGAUACUGAAAGGAGAAAAUAAAAAAUGUAAACAACAUGGCGCUGACCAGCUGAUCGUAUUGUAAACAGAGACUCGAAAAUCCCCAUACCACAGCACUGCAUUGCGCAACACUCUUGCAAUGACCUAAAUCAUUUGUUGUACAAAUUCACUUGUGAAACGCGUUCGUUUCUAGUUUAUUUGCUACUUUCUGUGGCGGGGACUGGGCUUACAAUUAAAACCUCGUCAGCGGCCUACAUCAUCUAUUCAUCCGUGAGCUACACACCUCUGCAAUCAGGUUUCUAAAGGCUUCAUCAUGCCUCAGUGUAAGGCCACCGUAACCCUUCAGCACCUCUGUAUCAGCAGUAUCGCAAACAACCUCAGCUUUUGGACCCAAAAUUAUGAAGAGACGCUCCUUGACAAGGGCAGGUUCCGUCAUCUCUUAGGCCCCUUUGAUGAAAUACCCAGUCCUAUUCUGGUUCAAGACUUGGCUGAUGAAUUGAUCCGUCAGCGGAAACUCACCCGUUCCUCCCUCCAUUUACUCAUCAAUGGUGGUCUACUUCAGCAUCUGGACUUCAGUGACUGUCCUCGUCUCAUCACGGAUGAAGUCAUUUGCAUGAUUGCUGACAAAUGCAAGAAAGUGAAAACACUAAUCCUAUCGGGCUGUAGCCGUAUCUCAAGCCAAGCGUUUGAGAUCCUUGCUAACAACAUACCCUAUGCAGUCAGGUUGGACUUCUCCAAGACAAAGAUCGGUACCUUGGCUAUCCAGUCCCUCUUUAGAUCAUGUUGUGACCUGCAAGAUCUGGCCCUCAGACACUGUCAGGUAUGUGAUAAUGAUGUUGGUGUACUCUGUAACAUGGCUAUGCGGAAGGAGAGGUUUUCUUUGCGGAAGCUAGACUUGUCAUCAUCCAUGGUAACUGACAUGGGUAUCAGAGCCCUGCUGCGAACCAUCCCGCAACUCCAGGAGUUCCUGUACUCAAACCUCAUUGGCUGCAUCAUCGCAGAAUCACCCAUCACAGAGGAAUAUGAGCAUCAGUAUCUCCUGCAGCUACCAACACUAGGUCAGGAAACCUCUUCAAUCAAUAAUAACGAGACGGGACAAACCAGCCUAAGGAUGUUAGAAUGUACAGACUUCAGCCAUGUAACGGACAACCACAUCAAACUCAUCUCUUUCCUCUGCCCCAAACUGGUGUCGCUGGAUCUGCGUUUUGCGCGAGGGUUCUCCAGCGCUGGUCUCACAGACCUCUUGCGUCUGAAACACCUCAAGGAACUGAAACUUGCCAGCUCAGAUCAACUGACCUUUGAAGGUGCUCUUCUGAACUAUCUCAGACUACAUGGUCAACAGCUAACAGUAUUGUCAUUGGAGGACUUUGAUGGUCUUGACCUUCAUCUGGUGGGUCAGCUUUGUCCUCAUCUACGGAAGCUUCUGGUCUUCAUGAUGUCAGACAGCGCUAGCUUCACCUCUGGAGAAUAUGGAAGUGUUUUGAAUAGCACUCCCUUUGAGCACCUUGAAGAGCUUGCACUGUGGUGCAGCAACGCAAGCACAGCCCUAACAUCUGCCAUACUCAACACUGUGCUUCCACACUGCCAUGCCCUGAGGUCACUGGAGGUCAUCAGGGUCAACGCACUUACAGACUCUGUCCUCCAUGAAGCGGUAGAAAGCCAUGGCUUCCUCAGCUUGAAGUCUCUUACCCUUCAUGAAUGCAAUGCUGUCAGCAGAGCUCCCAUCUCGAGACUGAUCUUAGACGAUAGGAACGUCCUGGAGACCCUGACACUCAUGGACUGCUUCAGUAUCACACGGAGAGACUAUGAAGGCUGGCUCAAGCUGGUCAAGAGACGCAACUACAAUCUUAGUGUAGCAUGGAAAUGAGAGAGUCCAGCUAGUCACACACCAGAGUACUUUUGUUAUUGAAUUGUAAGACCGUAGCAGUAUUUUUAUGUUCACCUUUUUCAGGCUACAUACCUCAUGCCUUCUGAGAGACUGAACGGCAUUAUCCCAUUCAUGUACAAAGAGUUGACAGCUUCCUGGCUCUCUGCAGAUGUGAUAUUUAAAUGCACAAAGCCCCAAGUUAUACAUGUAUGUUAUGAGUGAAAUGAAAUAGAAAAGAUAAUAUUACUCAGUCUAUUCUUACAUGUGGUGUAGGAAUGUGCAAUAUGCUUUUUUAUUUUGGAACAGAAUAUUUUCAUAUUUUAGCAUUUGAUUUAUUAAGAAUUGAAUUUCAGCCAGAAGGAAGUAUUAUCAAAAUGUAUUUGCAAAUGUGCCUUCCUAUGCAUUUAAUUAUGAAAACAAUUUAUUUAUUGGAAGUUUAAGAAAGUUCACUACAAAGUUUACACACAUGUAAAUAUACUUUUGAUAAUUGUGUUCUUUUUACAAUUUUACUGCCUUAGGAAGUAUGCUUGUUUCCUUUAUGUAUUGUUUUACAUAUGCUAUUGGGAUAUAAUCCAGCGUUUCAGUUCAUUAGAGGUGUCAUGGUCUUGUGGAUACAUUGUAGGACUGUGGAUCACAUGGUUCGUGGUUCAAUUCCCAACCGGGGCACUAAUGUUCUUCGGCAAGACAUUAAUCUACAUUUGCCACUCUCCACUCUGGUGUAAAGUGAGAACUUGUGGGAAAGAUUUCCUUAAAUGCUGUAUUACCGAAAAUGGUAGCCUAGCAGAACUGGGUUAAAAUUAGAAAUCCUUGAGCACCUUGGGAGGUGGAUAUGUGCGCUAUAAAAUUAUCUUAAUAUAUUUAUUAUUUAAUUAAUUACUGACUGAUAAAUGUAACCAUUUAUAUAGAAAUAUAGAAGUGCUUUAAUGUUCAAACUGGUGAUUGUGGGAGUACACUUUUUAGUGUAGAAGUUUGGUAUUGAUGAAGAUAAUCAUAUAAAUCAUAGAAAGCAAUUUAGCCACGUAAACAAAUACCAAAAGAUAUUUUAAGAAAAAUUUGUAAAAUAUAAAACAAGGAAAGCUCUCUUCGUUAGGUGCACUCAAAUCUUCCAAGAAUUAACAUGUUAGGAAAAUUAUCAAUCAGCGAUCAUUGGAGUUUGACUUAGAUUUAGUAUGAUACAUAAAUGCUCCAAAUUAUUUAGCAUGUUCAAUUUUAUUAAGUUUCUACCUCAAAACGGAUUUUCUCUCAUGCAUUUCCUCUUAGUAGGUAACCAGUUGGAUAUGAUUUAUUUAUUUUCAUCAAUCAUGCAUUUUAAAACCAGAAUUCACUAGAAGAGCUCCUCUAGCGCCAUCUAGAGUCAGCUGUAGGCGCAGUAUGGUCCCAUAAUUCACUGCUCUGUUGAUUCUCAUAUCAGUCUGCAAAGCAGAAAUAAGGCAUUUGGGUUACUCACUGUUGGCAAGUUGACCAUGAGAUGGCGCUGUGCAAUAAACCGUAUGCUAGGGCAGAAAGUUCAUCGGUUCAGUUUUGCAUUUAUGGUGUUCAUUCUCGAAUUAUCUCCAUGUUUGCUUUUAAACACUAAAAUAAUUGUUAACCUCGAAUGUGCACUUACUAAUACUGACAGACAACCAAAUAAAGACCUUUGGAGGGGCAUUUAUUUUCAGGUUGAUUUAAUAUUGUCAGGUUAAUAUUUAGGGAGAAAUUAUGAAACUUCAAUGUGUCUUGUAAUUUUUGUCUUUUGUUUAUGGCUAGAUGUUUAUUUACAUGAUACACUAAUUUUGUACGAGUCUAUUUAUACUAAACUAUUUCAGGACUUGAUCCUUAGACAUUCAAACCAUUGAAAAAUAAUUACAAGCAGACCAUUUAACAAUAAGAAUCUAUUUAUGAAUGUUAUGUCUAUUACUAUUGUGUUGUUAUGUGCAAGCGAUAUUGGAAAGAAUUUUUUUAACAUGAAAACAAUUAUUUAUCAAGUUAUCAACACAGUUUAUCAUGUUCUAAGUGAAUUGAAAAGAUUUAAAAGAUAGAUAAAAAGUCUUAUUUUGAUGUACAUGCAUCAUCAUAACACAUUAUAGAGGUGCUGUGGUCUAGUGGAUAAGUCGUCUGACUGUGGAUCACAGGGUCUGCGGUUUGAGUCCUGCCACAGCACUAAUGUCCUUUGGCAAGAUAUUAAUCUAUAUUUGCCACUCUCCACCCAGGUGUUAAAUGGGUACCGGUAGGAAGGAAUUCCUUGAAUUCUGUGAGCCCCGAAAUCGGAAGCCUAGCAGAGCGCCGGGGUAAUAUUUAAGCGCCUUGAGCACCUUGCAUGGUGGAUACUAGUAUGUGCGCUUCAUAAAUAUUCAAUAUUAUUAUUGUUAUUAUUUCUAGUCAUUAUCACAUUAAUAUUGAGAUCUUUUGUAGAACCACACGAUUAUGUUGAAAUAAAAUGCAGACUUGGAGGACAAUAUAUGGGAUACCAAUGUGAGGGUAAAAGAUUUUUAAAAAUGGUCAAACAAAACACUUGAGUUCCUUAUUUUCUCAAAUUUGAGCUUUUCAUGAAACUACUUGCUUAAUUCUUAGAAUGAUUUUAAAUAAAGGACAUGUAUGAGAUGUGAUCUCUUUCUAACCGAUGUGAACAAGAUACAUAUUUAAAUCUUAUUACCGAAGGUUUCACUGUAUACACCAUGCAGUCGAACGCAAUUUUUUAGUCAGUGAAAGAUGUGUAUUUUCCUUGAAAAAAUUUGAAAUUUACACAAUCAAAAGGUGAACAAGGCUAAUCGUUAUUUUGUUGUUGCUUUCAAUAUGUUUGUUUUUAUUUUUCAGUGAAUUUAUUAGGACAGAAUCUUACUUGAUUGAUGUGUUAAGAAGUUAUACUCACAUAUCGGAUGUCAAUACAAUUUCAUUUUGGGGUAAUGUGUCAUUUUUCCGAAGAUUCAUAUUUCGAAUUUAUUUAUUAUUCAUAGGUUCAUUAAUCUGGAAGUUUUACAUAACAAUAUUUAAUUAUUCCAAAGGUUUGUUAUUCUGAAGCUUCAUAAUUCUGAAAUGAAAGAGUUCUUAUAAUUCGGAAAGUGAGAUGGAACCUUUUAUAAUUUUUCAGAAUUGUGAACUUUUGAAUAAUAGAACAAACGUUCAGAAUUAUGAACCUUCUCAUAUGGAAAGUGUUUGAUUAGGAAUAAAGAAGCUAUGGUUUUAUGGACCUGCAGGGAAAUGAGUACACCCCCACCCCCUCCUCCAAUUUUGAUUUGAUUACAUGUAUACUAGUCUCCUGAAAUGUCUAGACACUGAAACAUUUGUAGAACAAUCAUAAUUGAUUGCUGUUAGCACUCUGAUUUAGUUUUAUGCCAGCAAGGUGUUUAAAAUAAAUUCUUCAUCUUUUAUAAGGUGUCAAAGAAGAAAA